Plasmopara halstedii is the source of this 156-nucleotide messenger RNA. RefSeq lists its product as uncharacterized. Bases 1 to 156 code for a protein of 51 amino acids. The record is from RefSeq and is a predicted model, not a curated record. Lineage: Eukaryota; Oomycota; Peronosporomycetes; Peronosporales; Peronosporaceae. The transcript is spliced from 2 exons.
AUGCCACGCAGCGUUUUGCGCCAAAUUUCUCACGCAUUUCGACAGUUUUACAAUAAUCGGCAAAAUAACAACUACAUUUUGAAACACAAUUAUUUCAGUGACAGAAAUGUUUCAGAUAUUUCUACAAAGUCUGACGAUGAUGUCGCAAUACUAUAA